Molecule: messenger RNA, 357 nt
Organism: Seminavis robusta
Lineage: Eukaryota; Bacillariophyta; Bacillariophyceae; Naviculales; Naviculaceae
Source: the annotation of a GenBank genome assembly
AUGACUGCCUAUGAUAUCUACUCGGCAACCAGUCUAGCAGUAGCUGGUGGAUAUCCACUGAGGCUUCCUUCUUUAAUAAACCGUACCUGGUACCAGCCACCUGAGUGCUCCGAGUUUGUGCCUUGUUUCAAAUUUGACACACACUUUUCGAAAGAACCAGCAGAAGGGAGGGGGUAUCAACAGUAUUUAAUACCUUUCCAGUUUUAUCUUCGGAAGAACUGGAUCAUGGACUGGGAAGGGCUUCUCCAAGAGUUCAGUUCCAAAAUAAUGAAAUGGCAACUGUCUUCAUCUUGCUUUGAACAGGAAUGCGGGAAUACCUUUUUUGCGGUAUUGUCUGGUUUCAAUUUCCUUUUUUAG